Molecule: messenger RNA, 513 nt
Organism: Caenorhabditis angaria
Lineage: Eukaryota; Metazoa; Nematoda; Chromadorea; Rhabditida; Rhabditidae
Source: the annotation of a GenBank genome assembly
AUGGAAAUUCCGUCUCAAAUAGAAAAAUUAAAGAGAAAAAUUCUAAUUCAAAAUGCCAGGAAAAAACUUAAAAUGUGAGUUUUAGGAAAGAUUUCAGCACAGAAAAUAUCGCUUUUUCCAGAAUUUCAUCAAGCAACUUACUGUAUCUACACUACAGUACUAUUUCUACAAAUUUCUAAAAUUAAAUGGAUCAAAGUGUGACGGAGACUUUCUACAAAUCCCAAUCAAAAAAGAAUGAUAAAAAAUAAAAAUAUUCAAAAGCGAUAACGCAGGCAAUUAUCACUCCAAAAAAUGUAAGAAAAUUUCUCUGAAAAGUUUUUUGCAACCUAAAAAUAUUGAUUUUUUCAGAUAUUCAUCCAAUUUACUGUAUCUACACUACAGUACUCAUUUUCUAACAAUAUUCAGUGAGAUAAUAAAGUGAGAAUUUUCCCUUGUAGAUUUUAAAGAUAAACAAUUUUCAGGUUGAACUCAAGAAAAACUCCCAAUGCUUUGCAUAUCUUGACGACAAUUUAA